Elaeis guineensis (African oil palm) is the source of this 1123-nucleotide messenger RNA. Its product is annotated as probable esterase PIR7A. The record is from RefSeq and is a predicted model, not a curated record. Gene Ontology annotation, molecular function: methyl salicylate esterase activity; methyl indole-3-acetate esterase activity; methyl jasmonate esterase activity. Gene Ontology annotation, biological process: salicylic acid metabolic process; jasmonic acid metabolic process. NCBI's taxonomy places the organism in Eukaryota, Viridiplantae, Streptophyta, Magnoliopsida, Arecales, Arecaceae.
GUCCACCUCUUGAAAGUGAGUGAGCCAAUCUGUUUUUUCUUUUGUAAAGAUAGACAUUAUUUCUUUAUUUUUCUGCCAAUAUAAGAUAUUGGUGCUCCUACAACUUUGCAUCCCCGGUUCCAAAUAAGAACCAGAAAGAAAGCAGAAACAAGAACAACUUCGAUGGAGCUCAAUUUUCCACUUCUUUUAUUGGACUUUCCCACCUCGUAGAGAGAACAAACUGAACCAAGUAGCAAUCACCAGUAACAGAAGAGCGAACAAGGUAGAGAUGGAGGAAGAGAGCAAGAAACACUUCAUCCUUGUUCAUGGGAUGUGCCAUGGUGCAUGGUGCUGGUACAAGCUUGCCACCUUACUAAGGUCGGCCGGCCAAAGAGUUACUGCGCUUGACCUGGCCGCCAGCGGCGUGCACCCCAAGUGCCUCAACGAGCUCCGGUCGUUCUCCGACUACUAUGCGCCUUUGAUGGAAGCGAUGGCCUCGAUUCCAUCCGGCGAGAGGGUAGUCCUCGUCGGACACAGCUAUGGUGGGUAUGGCAUCGCCCUUGCCGCUGAAAAAUUCCCAGAGAAGGUCUCUGUUGCUGUUUUUGUUAGUGCUGCAAUGCCCAGUAUCUCUGCUCCCUUAUCAACCAUGGAUCAGGAGUUCUUCAAGAGGUAUCCACCAGAAUUCUUUAUGGAUUCCAAAUUUUUUAUCAGCCAAGACCCUCAGAUAUGUUCUACUUCUAUCGCUCUAGGCCCCAACUACAUGAAGGCAAAGUUGUAUCAGUUAUGCCCACUGGAGGACUUGAUGUUGGCUACCAUGUUAGUAAGGCCAGGUAUUUGGUUACAAGAUGACCCAACCAGUGGAGACAUGGUAACAAAGGAGAACUAUGGAUCGGUAAGCCGGGUGUUCAUCUCGUGCAAGGAGGAUCUAUGUCUGGAAGAGGACUUCCAGCAUUGGAUGAUUGCAGAAAGCCCAGGGGUGGAGGUGAAGGAGAUCGAAGCUGCUGAUCACAUGGUCAUGCUCUCCAAGCCCAAAGAGCUAUGCAAUCUCCUGCUUGAGAUUGCCAAUAACUACAAAUGAAAAAUGUUUCAUGUGAAUGAUGUUACAUGAAUAAAGUCAGUCUCUAAUGAAUGACUGAUUGCUUUA